CACACAACAAAGCAAGCCACCCAGCCAGCACGACCAACAACAGCAGUCACACAACACGCAAGCAAAGAAACAACCUUCCUCCCUCCUCGCCACAGCCAUGCGAGGAAGGCCACCACCAGCAACAACGGCAACCAUGGCUGUGGUCAUGGUAUUGUGUGCGGUGAUCGUUAGCACGAUGGCCAUGCACGCAACUCCAGCAACCGCAGCGUCACGAGACAACCAGCUGUGCUCGGACGUGCACGGGACACUGGAGAGCAUGGUGCGUGUGCUGAAGGUGCACGAUGUGCCAUUUUACCCCAGGCACACUGUGCGCAACACGGACGACAGCACGCCUGCAAACACAACGACGCACAAAGACGCACGGCUUCCUUUGCUGGUUGACCUGUCUCCGAUUCACCGCAUGAUGGCUGCGUUUGGGUGUGGCGAUCAAGAGGACGAGAAGACGGACAAGCAGACUGAUGAGAGCUUGCCUGCAAGGACUGGCACAGAGCAACACGAGACGACACCAUCAGUGUCAUCGACACCAUCAGCAUUCACGCCUUUGGAAGAGAGGGUGAACGCUAUCCGCAACGCGACAGGCAAAUUAUCCCUUCAGCAACCACAACAGCAGCAGAGGCGAGUGCGACGGAACGACGACCCUGUCAUACGCGCAGGGCAAUGCACGCUGGUGAGCGUGGUUGAUGGCACGUGCCCGAGUGCGGAUAAUCGGGGGAGGCUCACCAUCAUUGUGCGCGAGGGUGAUCACGUGGAUGACAGCACGGAUGCAAGCAGGCUGCGUGCCAUUUCCACCUUUGUUUUCGAGCUGACCGUGAGUGGGCACGUCGAAGAAGCACCGCUGCAGUGGAUUGUGAACAAUGGCGUGUGGGCCGGCUGCCGCUCAUUCUCGGUCAUUGGUGUGCAGUUUCCGACCUUUCAGUUGAGCAUCCUCAACCCGAUGACAAGCGUGAACACGAUCGUUAUCCGCGACAGUCUGCUGUUAUGGGAAGUGAGCACAAGCGAGUUUCAAAACAGCCAGAGAAUUGCGGCACUUCAUGUUAUCGAUUGCUCGCUGACAUCCGUUCCAGACGUUUCGAGCAUGAUAUCGCUUCGGGUGAUCAACUUGCCCCAGAACCGCAUCCGUCGCAUCAACAAUGGCACUUUUCAAGGACUGGCAUUAAUUCAACAGCUUGCCCUGAGUGAGAACAUCAUUUCCGAGAUCGAGUCGCGAGCGUUUGAUGACCUCACUGCCCUGAAUAGGUUGCUCCUUUUCGGCAACGACAUCAGCGCCAUCCCCUCCGGCUUGUUCCAUCGUCUCACGAGCCUUACCACGUUGCAGCUGCAGCAGAACCCAAUCACGAAGCUUGACGCCGAUGUAUUCGCGCAGCUGACCAUGCUGGAGCGGUUCACCCUCGAGCGCACGCUCCUCACCGAAUUACCAGCCACACUGUUCCGAAACACCACCCGUCUUGUUCGCCUGGAAUUGGCAAUUAACUUCAUCAGGUCCCUAGAUGAGACAGUCUUCUCUGGCCUGUCGUCGUUGGAUCACUUGCAGAUUUUCGAGAACCGAUUGACGUCCCUGCCGCCAGGCGUGUUCAAGGACUUGACGGCGUUGACGUUUCUGGAUGUGCGUCAAAAUGGUUUUACUUCUUUUCCAGAAGGACUUCUCGAGACAUGUACGCGUCUACAAAUUUUUGGGGCUGAGGGUAACCGCUUUCAAACACUCCCAACAUUCAUAUUCGCGAAUACUACGAUGUUGAAGCGCCUGACCUUGACAGGCAAUGCCCUUCGCUCCAUCGACAACGUGCUUGAAAUGGCACAGCUGUCUUCUCUUCGGUUCCUUGAUGUCGGGAACAACCAACUUACACGUCUGCAGCUCACCAGAACACUGCCCUCCCUGACCCUUCUCGGCCUUGACGACAAUCCGAUGCAGGAGCUGCCAGAUGUCACGCUCACGCCUUCCCUUGAAACCCUCCGGCUGCAAAACCACGGAAUCAAACAUAUGGACUUGGCGCCACUGCUCCGUCUGCCCAGCCUCGAGGUGCUCGAGCUUGAUGCUCUCCCCCAAGCGAAUUCCAGGGUAGUUUUAACUGACACUAACAUUGCCGACAUUGCGCCGUUGUCAACCCUGAGUCUGGAGAAUGUGGACGUCAGUGCUGCGGUCCCAUCAUUCAAGCACCUUCCACCGCUAAGUCUCAAUGUGCUGCACGUGGGCUGGCCGGGCGCCAUGAACCGCACGCUGCCAAUCACUGAGGUGUGCAGAAUGCUGAAGAACAGUGUGCGUGAGCUGCGCAUCGCCAACACGAACUACAGAGUGAUCGAGCUGUGCCCGGACAAGACGUUCGAGUCACUGCUUCUCAACGACAACAGGCAUCUACGAUCUGUUACCGUCCACAACCCGCUGCAGGAGCUUAAUGUGUCAGGCUGCACUCAGCUCACUUCCAUCGACGCGCCUCCAAUCGACAUCCUCGACAUCAGCAACACCAAAUUCCCGCCAACGGGCGCACUGUGCACGCGGUGGGGACGACGGGUCCUCUUCGCCCGUAAUUUGAAUGAGAAGGCCUUCCGCUCUGAGCAGGCUGUUGGUCCGCUCACAAACUGCAUUCAGCAAGUGGAUGUGCUGGAUCUCUCGGGCAACGCCUGGCUUAACAAUCCAGCAGAGAUCAACCGCGUGGCGGAGAGAAGAGUUGUCAUGUCCGACGAAGAGUUCUGGACAGCCGAUCUUCUGACUGAUGCUCCCAUCGACUGCGCACUCCAGCUUUCCAACCAGGACUUGCGCCCUCGCACCGAUACAUCCGUGUUGACCACAGAGAUUGUGUUUUCCUUCCGCUGCGUCUGUGCACAGGGUCACCACCUGAGUGGCGAGGAGUGUGUGGAGGAUGUCGUGCCCUUGGCAGCCAUCGUGGCGGGCUCCGUAUUCGCUGUCCUUGCACUUUCGAUCCCGUUGCUGGUCUGGCUCUACCGCCGCUACUGGCGCUCCCACAAGAGCGACAGCCUGCACCAGCAGCUGUUGAACAGGGAGAGGGAGGAGGUGCAGGCGCUGAAGCGGGCGUGGGUGAUUGAGUACGAUGAGCUGAGGAUGAUCAAGCGUGUUGCUGCGGGUGCUUAUGGCGUGGUGUUUAAGGCCGAGUGGGACACGGUGACGGUGGCGGUGAAGGUGCUGCAGCGCACGCUCUCCCCUGAUGAUGAAGCAACAGCAACCGACUUUGGCAACGAGGUGGAGUUCCUGCAACGGACACGGCACCCGAACGUGGUGCGGUUCUUUGGUGCUGGCGUGAACACGAACGGCAGCCCGUUCCUGGUGCUGGAGUUUGUGUCGUUGGGGUCGCUCAAGGACCUGUUGGAGCGAGACAUGGACGCAGUGCUGCAUGAGGUGCGGGCUCAGGUGCUCGAAGCCGGCGAUGACGAUGAUGACGACGAUGACGAUGGUGAUGGCGAGAAGAACAAGCUGCUCACCGCUGACCUGUGUGAGGAAUUGACACUUGUGAGCACAUCGCUUCAGAGCCACCGCACCAGCUUGGAGCUUGAUGAGAUGAUGAGUGUGUGGGACUUGAAGUUGCAGCUGCUUCGUGACGUUGCCAACGGCAUGGCGUUCAUCCACAGCCUCGACCAGAUGCACCGCGAUCUGAAGAGCGGCAACGUGCUGGUGUCCUCGCGGCUGCGGGCGAAGAUCACGGACUUUGGAUCCAUUCGCGAGUGUCUCGAGCGAGGAACGGACGGCAACGAUGAUGAUCGUGAUGACAUGGAGGAUGGCAACAGGGGCGAUGGCACUGUAACGACGUCGUUUGGUGGUGGUGGACGCGGUGACAUGACGAUGGGUGUUGGCACGCCCAUGUACAUGGCGCCAGAAGCGCUGCUGACCAAGACGUACAACGCCAAGGCAGACGUGUUCAGCUUUGGCGUGCUCAUGUGGGAGGUGGCGACGCAGCGGGAGCCAGACUUGAUUGCACAGGAGAAGCCCAAGUAUCGCGGGCCACCGCGGCCCAUGCAGACGACGCUGCUGCAGGAGGGCAAGCGCCUCCGCUUCGAGGACUUUGACGGCCAGCCGCUCGCUGUUGCCGAGUGGUACAAAGAGCUGGCGUACACGUGCAUGGCAGACAACCCAGCCCACCGUCCAAGCUUCGAAGAGCUCAAAAACAAACGCCUGGCCGAACAGCAGGCCGUAUGACUUGCGACUGCUUGAUAGCGUGUGUGUGUGUGGGUGCGUGUGUGUGUGUGUGUGUGUGUGUGUGUG
Molecule: messenger RNA, 4210 nt
Organism: Salpingoeca rosetta
Lineage: Eukaryota; Choanoflagellata; Craspedida; Salpingoecidae
Product: serine/threonine protein kinase
Exons: 5
Coding region: 98-4144 (1348 amino acids)
Biological process (GO): protein phosphorylation
Molecular function (GO): ATP binding; protein binding; protein kinase activity
Source: RefSeq, a predicted model, not a curated record